AGGUAUGCUGUCAAAAUUGACGUGGUUGUCAUUUAAUUUAGCUAUCGUCGCUGCGUAAAUUAUCGUGUUUGCGUGCAAUUUAGCCCCAUAUUUGGCCCCGUGCACCGUGAAAUCCGUAGCAAGGGUGCCAGUGAGUGCGGUCGUGAUAGAGUUUGGGGUGCAAGAGCGCGAGAAGUGUUCGAAUUUGCCGCCAAAUUGGUCAGUGAGUCUCAAUGGACGUCAAAAACAACCAAUCAAAUCCAAUGGCGGCGCAUAUGGCAAAUUUCAUUGGAGCUUCGGACAACUGACAAUUUUUCUAUUGGUUUAUAACUGUGCCGAUCAUCCCCAUUGGUUUUUGAAACCCCAAAAACUCACGAUUUUACCACGUGCUUCACUUGGACUGUUUACUUGUGCAUUUGUGCAUUUCUCACGCAGCAUCUCAUUGCAAAUCACUUUGUUCCCAUCACAAAUUCUCCUCCACAAGCUCGCCACUGAGGCAGCUGAAAUUGUCUUUCAUUUCCUUCGUGUGUCUCGAAGUGAAGAGGAUUUGCUCUUUUAUGUGCACCGAAUCCCCCUUGAAAGUGGAUUUGGUGCUGAGGAUCUCUUGAACGAAUACUAAAGGAGAGCUUAAGGGAAAUGUCGUACGUUUUGCUAAAAAGUGAGGACAUGAGCGAAGAUGCUCAGGAGGCCACGGGCAGUGGAGCUGGUGGGAGUGGCGGGUCCGGAGAUGAGAAUAACACAGCAAAUGCGGGUGAGAGUGAGGCUCAGGCCACGCUGAAUAGCUUCUGGCCAAUAAUAAAUGAGGAAGUUAAGCGAAUAAAGACAGUAGAUGCUAAGAAUCAAAAUCUUCCACUGGCGAGAAUUAAGAAAAUCAUGAAGCUAGAUGAGGAUGUGAAGAUGAUCUCAGCUGAGGCGCCUCUGUUGUUUGCCAAGGCUUCUGAAAUAUUCAUUCAUGAACUAACACUACGUGCGUGGGUGUAUACGGAGGACAACAAACGACGGACGCUGCAGAGGAGCGAUAUAGCGAUGGCCAUUUCGAAGUAUGAUCAAUUUGAUUUUCUCAUUGACAUUGUGCCACGCGAGGAGAUUAAGACGAUCAAGAAGGAGAGUGAGAUCAAGUCCACGGGGAAUUGUGAGCAGGUUAAUCAGAUUCAGUACUACUUCCAACUGGCGCAGCAGCAUCAGCAGGCGCUGCAGGGACAAACGGCAGCCCCAACGCAGAUUCAGGUGCAAACAUCGACGCCCGUCACAUUGGGGGGAAUGCACAAUAAUAUCAUUGUGACGUCACCCACGGGAACGCCACAAUCUGCUCAGCAACCCGCCACGAAUGCCAUGAUUGUUAACAAUGUACCGCAACAGAAUCAACCGUUGCAGGUGCUGCAGCAAAUUGUAACGCCCACCGGAGAGAUUCAGCACAUUCAGAUCCCCCUGUCGCCGUCACAGUUGAACCUCAUUCGGAUGCAAGGUGGUGCACAGCAGCAACCGAUAAUAAUUCAAACAACAGCCCCCCAGCAACAAACUGCCCAGCCACAAAUUCUCCAACUGGGUCAGCCAGCAUCGCAGCAUCAGCAGGUUUCUGCUGCCCCGAUGUUCAUCAAUGCUACAGCCACCACUGCAAGUGCUGCAUCGUCGACAGAUGGGUAGCAUCAAGUGAUCGUCAUGGGACCUGGCCCUUCCUUUGCGCAUGGACGAUAGCGACAAAAAGGAGCCACAUUUCUCUGCGUGUAAUGUGUAAAGUGAGUACGUAAAAGAAAAUAAUAGCCAUUGAGGCUUAAAAAGAGGACUCAAAAAUGCCAGUUUAUGGACAAAUGUGUGAAGCUCACAAUUUUCACAGUGAUUUGUUAGCUUCACUUUGUUUUCCCAAACACUUUUUUCAGUGCUUAAAGAGAAUAUUGUAUAUUUUGUAAGGUAGUCGUGCAUUUUGAUCUUCUAGCAAAGCGAGAGAGAAAAAAAAACGUUGAGAGUCUCUCAUCGAUGUUGUCUUUAUAUUUUAUAAAUUUAACACCUUAUUCAGGAAUAAAAGAGCAAUAAAAAACUCAAAAAAAA
Messenger RNA from Lutzomyia longipalpis, 2025 nucleotides. RefSeq names its product nuclear transcription factor Y subunit gamma (gene Nf-YC). Gene Ontology annotation, cellular component: nucleus; CCAAT-binding factor complex. The transcript is spliced from 3 exons. The record is from RefSeq and is a predicted model, not a curated record. Gene Ontology annotation, biological process: regulation of DNA-templated transcription. Bases 616 to 1623 code for a protein of 335 amino acids. Gene Ontology annotation, molecular function: DNA binding; DNA-binding transcription activator activity, RNA polymerase II-specific; protein heterodimerization activity. NCBI's taxonomy places the organism in Eukaryota, Metazoa, Arthropoda, Insecta, Diptera, Psychodidae.